Molecule: messenger RNA, 1839 nt
Organism: Zea mays
Lineage: Eukaryota; Viridiplantae; Streptophyta; Magnoliopsida; Poales; Poaceae
Product: LEC14B
Exons: 10
Coding region: 218-1600 (460 amino acids)
Biological process (GO): proteasome-mediated ubiquitin-dependent protein catabolic process
Cellular component (GO): Cul4-RING E3 ubiquitin ligase complex
Molecular function (GO): protein binding
Source: RefSeq, marked validated
CCAGGCUCUUCCCAUUCUCCGGCGCUUCCCUCUGUCCCUUGGCUCGCUCUGGCGUGGUUCUCCCGUCCCCUGGUGCGUGCGCGCUUCUCGCUCUCUCGUGGCGGCGACUGGGCGACUAUCGCCUCCGCCCUACAACAGUUGCUCAGGUCUUCUUUGGGCCCUUCGCCGGGGACAAGCACCCACCGGAGAAAAUCAAUAAAUACAUCGGCCUGAAAGAAUGGGUUAUGGCAUGAGUAGGCUAGACGAUGAAUACUAUGAGGCUGAAGGGCAGAAUACUGGUGGAUCUGGCUCAGUUCAAGUGAACGAUGAGUUUGCAACACUACAUAAUGAUAUUUUUCAUAUGACCCGAAUGAGAUCAGGACUUACUGAAAGCUACAAGUCCAUGGGUACCAACAGAGGCAUAAUAUCAACUGCCAAGUUAUUAUCUCGAAGGGAAAUUGAUUGUUCUGGAAAGGGGAUGUUCUCUUCUGGUGACCGUGCAUUUGUUCUAGGUCGUCAUGUUCCGAUGAACAAUCCUGAAUUAUUGGAUAGGAUGGAUUCUCGUGCUUACGUUUCACAGUUUUCUGCUGAUGGUACUCUUUUUGUUGCUGGUUUUCAGGGAAGUCACAUAAGAAUAUACGAUGUUGAUAGAGGCUGGAGCAUACACAAAGACAUUCAUGCUAGGUGUUUAAGAUGGACAAUCAGUGAUGUAUCCUUAUCACCUGAUCAGCGGUAUCUUGCCUACUCUAGUCUGGCACCUAUUAUCCAUAUUGUCAAUGUUGGGAAUGCGGCAAGAGAAUCCUAUGCUAACGUCACUGACAUCCAUGAUGGAUUGGAUUUUUCACAGCAUGAAGAUGUUCAAUAUUCAUUUGGAAUAUUUUCUGUAAAAUUUUCCUCUGAUGGACGGGAACUUGUUGCUGGCAGCAAUGAUGACUCAAUAUAUGUCUAUGAUCUUCAUGCAAACAAAUUGACAUUACGUUUAUCUGCUCAUACAUCUGAUGUCAAUACAGUAGCAUUUGCUGAUGAAACCGGCCAUCUCAUAUAUUCUGGAAGUGACGACACUUUAUGCAAGGUCUGGGACAGGCGGUGUUUGUCCGCAGGACAGGCUGCCGGAGUUUUGACUGGACAUUUGCAUGGGAUAACACAUAUUGAUAGUCGUGGAGAUGGCCGAAGUUUCAUAUCCAAUGGAAAAGAUCAAGCAAUCAAACUGUGGGAUAUCAGGAAAAUGAUGUCCAAUGCUGAUAGUUGUGCAGAUGGAGCCCCAGCCUGGGACUACAGAUAUUCAAGGUAUCCGCAUCAACAUAAACAGUUAAAGCAUCCGCAUGAUCAGUCAAUAGCGACGUACCGUGGACAUACAGUCCUCCGGACAUUGAUCCGUUGCUACUUUUCUCCUUCGUAUAGCACUGGGCAAAAGUACAUAUAUACAGGGUCGUAUGAUUCCAAUGUUUGCAUCUAUGAUGUGGUAAGUGGAUCCCAGGUUGCGAAGCUGAAAUGGCAUCAAAUGGCGAUUCGGGACUGCAGUUGGCACCCAUUUGAGCCCACGCUUGUGAGCUCAUCCUGGGACGGCCGGGUAGUGAAAUGGACCAGCGCACGUGAUGAAGGGGCUUCUGAUGUCGAUUGAGUUGAGUCGACCGUGCAGGUGCAGCGCGAGUGAUCUUUACUGUUCGUGGUUGUGGGCUAAAAAAAAACAUACCCAAUCUUGCACUAAAAAAAAGGAGAGUAAGCACAGCUCGUAAUAAAGAAAGAAGAUCAUGUGUUGCAGUGGUAAUUUGUAAAUGUAAAUACUGAACUGAAACCAUGUGGGCAGGACCGAGUGCAUAAGCACCUUUGUGAAUAUGGUUGUUCCAUAAAGCCUUUUCC